UUGGUUUUCUUUCUCUCAGCAUCUCCACCCAACCAGCAGAAAACCGGUCUCUGAGGUUCCACCAAAAUAUGGAACUUGAUUUUGGACAUUUUGACGAAAGAGAUAAGGCAUCCAGGAACAUGCGAGGCUCGCGGAUGAAUGGGCUGCCUAGCCCCACUCACAGCGCCCAUUGUAGCUUCUACCGAACCCGAACCUUGCAGGCACUGAGCAAUGAGAAAAAAGCCAAGAAGGUACGUUUCUACCGCAAUGGGGACCGCUACUUCAAGGGGAUUGUGUACGCUGUGUCCUCUGACCGUUUUCGCAGCUUCGACGCCUUGCUGGCUGACCUGACACGAUCUCUGUCUGACAACAUCAACCUGCCUCAGGGAGUGCGUUACAUUUACACCAUUGAUGGAUCCAGGAAAAUUGGAAGCAUGGAUGAACUCGAGGAAGGGGAAAGCUAUGUUUGUUCCUCAGACAACUUCUUUAAAAAGGUGGAGUACACCAAGAAUGUCAAUCCCAACUGGUCGGUCAAUGUGAAGACAUCUGCCAAUAUGAAAGCCCCUCAGUCCCUGGCCAGCAGCAACAGUGCUCAGGCCAGAGAGAACAAGGACUUUGUGCGCCCCAAGCUGGUGACCAUCAUCCGCAGUGGGGUGAAGCCUCGGAAGGCUGUGCGUGUACUUCUGAACAAGAAGACAGCACACUCUUUUGAGCAAGUCCUCACUGACAUCACCGAAGCCAUCAAACUAGAGACCGGGGUCGUCAAAAAACUCUACACUCUGGAUGGAAAACAGGUAACCUGCCUCCAUGAUUUCUUUGGUGAUGACGAUGUGUUUAUUGCCUGCGGUCCUGAAAAAUUUCGCUAUGCUCAGGAUGAUUUUUCUCUGGAUGAAAAUGAAUGCCGAGUCAUGAAGGGAAACCCAUCAGCCACAGCUGGCCCAAAGGCGUCCCCAACGCCUCAGAAGAGUUCAGCCAAGAGCCCUGGCCCCAUGCGCCGGAGCAAGUCUCCAGCUGACUCAGGUAACGACCAAGACGCAAACGGAACCUCCAGCAGCCAGCUCUCUACCCCCAAGUCUAAGCAGUCUCCCAUCUCUACGCCCACCAGUCCUGGCAGCCUCCGGAAGCACAAGGACCUGUACCUGCCUCUGUCCUUGGAUGACUCAGACUCACUUGGCGAUUCGAUGUGAGGGAGGAGUGUUCAGAGUCCAGAGUACAAAUCCAAGCUUGCCGUUACAAUAGGGUACUUCUGCUCAAGUGUCCAACAGGGCUAUUGGUGCUUUCAAGUUUUUAUUUUGUUGUUGUUAUUGUUAUUUUUAAAAACACACUGUAAUAUGUUGGGUUUAUUUUCCUGUGAUUUCUCCUCUGGGCCACUGAUCCACAGUUACCAAUUAUAAGAGAUAGAUUGAUAACCAUCCUUUGGGGUAACUUUCCAAGGAUGCAAAAUGUGCUAGUCCAUGACCUUUCUAUUGAAUACUUAGGCGCCUGCGUUAUUUUUCCCUGUCUCGCUUUGCUCAUACACGACAGUCUUCCUUCUGUAGAGGGUUGUUUACAUACAUAGCACUUAAAAUGUGUGUGGGAGGGGGUAAAAAACUCAUUGGCAAAUCCAAGAGUGAUAAACACAAGCGCCCCUUGUCUCCCCAUCUCAAGAAUGCUGGAGGAUCCUGGGAGGACAGCAAGGCAGCUCCCCAGCCUUGCUCUUCGCUCCUGAUUGAGCCCCCAGUUUGUUGUCUAGCACCAGUUCUGGCUGUCAAGGGGGAGAAACACCAGCAACUUGUCAUUCUGACACCAGAUGCUUAGGACCCCGGUGUAGGGCUGGCUUAAAGAGACUAGGCAAAAUUGGAAAACACUGUAGACAUUUCAGUCGCAUUUAUAAAGCACAGUGAAUUCCUUGUCAACCUCUCCACUGGAACAAUUUAGAAUCAAUAUGCAAUUAACGAGAGUUGGUGGUGAGGGGCUUUCAUAUACCUGAUUCCUGUAGGAGGCUGUCUAACAUAGCAAGUUACGACACAAACUGUAUGGUAUCCAUCUAUCUCUGUUCUAUUGAAUGCCUUGUAAACAGCCAACACUGAAAACACUGUGAGAAUUUGUUUUCAGGUCUGACACCUUUCGGUCGCUUUUUAUAGCAAGAAACCAAUAUCCUUUUUAUAAAACCUCGUGUCUGUUUUUCAGGAGCAAACUCUUCAGGCUCCUUUUUUAUAAACUGGUGAUUUUUCUUUUGUCUAAAAAACACAUGCAGAAAAUUUACCAAAAAAAAAAAAAGUGCAGAAGAAUACCGUAGUUUAGAAAUCAUGCUGUCACUGCCAAACAGAAACCUCCAGGAAAAAACGAAAUGCAUAGCAGAGGCCAAUUCAAUAGAAUGAGUCUUUUGAUAACUUUUUAACAGUUAUGCUUACAUUAAUAAUUUCAAC
Camelus dromedarius (Arabian camel) is the source of this 2387-nucleotide messenger RNA. RefSeq names its product doublecortin (gene DCX). The record is from RefSeq and is a predicted model, not a curated record. The transcript is spliced from 7 exons. Gene Ontology annotation, cellular component: neuron projection; microtubule; microtubule organizing center. Gene Ontology annotation, molecular function: microtubule binding. The coding region runs from base 69 to 1166 and encodes 365 amino acids. Gene Ontology annotation, biological process: neuron migration; intracellular signal transduction; axoneme assembly. NCBI's taxonomy places the organism in Eukaryota, Metazoa, Chordata, Mammalia, Artiodactyla, Camelidae.